This is a messenger RNA of Symbiodinium necroappetens, 1164 nucleotides long. NCBI's taxonomy places the organism in Eukaryota, Dinophyceae, Suessiales, Symbiodiniaceae. The record is from the annotation of a GenBank genome assembly.
AUGGAAAACGUCUAUAUCGUCGAAGCCGUACGCAGCCCCAUUGGUAAAAGAGGCAAAGGCCUCGCGGGCCUGAUGCCUGCUGAUCUUCUAGGUCAGGUGCAAAGUGCUGCCCUUAAACGCAGCGGCAUCGCACCAGAGAAAGUUGGCCAGAUCAUCGGCGGCUGUGUGUCUCAGGUGGGUGAACAGUCUUUCAAUAUCGCACGCAUUGCGUGGCUUUCGCAGGGGUUACCUGAGGAAAUUGCUGCCACCACUGUCGACUCCCAAUGUGGGUCGUCCCAGCAAGCCACCUCUUUAGGUGCCGCCAUGGUGUCCUCCGGCAUGGAAGACAUCGUGAUGGCCUGUGGCGUAGAGAUGAUGAGCCGCGUGCCGUUAGGUUCAAACAUGAAAGAUGGCGUGCCGAUGGGCGAAAGCUAUAUGUCUCACUAUCAGCCCACCAGCCAGUUUCAGGGUGCGGCGAUGAUCGCCGAGGAAUACCAGAUCACCCGUGGCGAUACCGACGCUUUUGGUCUGCGCAGCCAGGAACGUGCGCUACGAGCACGUCAGGAGAACCGUUUCGAACGGGAAAUCACCCCUAUCGAAGCACCGGUUCUGAAUGACAAAUUUGAACCUACCGGAGAGAUGCAAACCAUCACUGCCGACGAAGGCAUUCGGGAAACGUCUCUUGAAGCGCUGGCAGGACUUAACCCGGUACCCGGUCAGGAGAUUCAUACCGCAGGCUCAAGCUCACAGGUUUCAGACGGCGCCGCUGUUGUAAUUCUUGCUAAUCAAAAGGCUGUCGACGCACUGGGCCUGAAGCCCAGGGCUAAAAUCAUCGCCUCUACCCUGGUGGGUGUUGAUCCGGUGACCAUGUUGAAAGGACCAAUUCCCGCAAGUCGUAAAGUGCUUGAACAAGCGGGCCUGUCCGUCAACGACAUCGACACUUUUGAAGUGAAUGAAGCAUUUGCCUCGGUAGUACUGGCCUGGGAAAAAGACCUGCAGCCCGACCCUGAAAAAGUGAAUCCAAAUGGCGGUGCAAUUGCUCUGGGACAUCCUACCGGCAGUACCGGAGCACGCUUGAUCACCAGCGCACUGCAUGAACUGGAACGCACCGGCGGUCGCUACGGCCUGAUUGCCAUGUGCUGUGGCGGCGGACUGGGUACCGGCACCAUUAUUGAACGUAUAUAG